Messenger RNA from Mya arenaria, 914 nucleotides. Its product is annotated as protein crumbs homolog 2-like. NCBI's taxonomy places the organism in Eukaryota, Metazoa, Mollusca, Bivalvia, Myida, Myidae. The record is from RefSeq and is a predicted model, not a curated record. The transcript is spliced from 7 exons. The coding region runs from base 1 to 834 and encodes 277 amino acids.
AUGACCUCCCUCUGUGUUUUAAAAAUCAAACUACUUUUAGUUGUUCUGUUGUUUGAUUUUUCUAUUGUUCAAAGCAUUUCCGUGGCAAACGAAGAAGAGAACCUGUACAAACAUCCAGAGUCUCCUGGUGCUACUGUGAUCAAGCUGAAGCAGGGAGUUUAUUUUCCGGAAGACCCUUGUUCCUCGAAUCCCUGUCUCCAUGGCGGCCUCUGUCGUCCACACCCGAUCCUUCCGCCACCCGCGUUCUCGUGCGCAUGCGCGCUCGGCAGGAAGGGGAAGAUAUGCAGUGAAUACAUCCAGUCGUGUGAUCUCCAGCCGUGCCUGACCAGGUCAGACUGCAUCGCGACCCCUGACGGAGCACUGUGUAUCUGUGACACCGCGGACUUUGGACACUUCUGUUUGAUCCAGAUGGAACACAAAACCGAAUGGCAGAGACUACGGGAAGUGGUAACGGUUCGGACGGUACACACGCUGACGAUAGCCGCCAUCAUCGUGUCUUCACUAGAGGGUAUCCUGUGUCUUUGCUCAAUCGUUCACUGCUGCAGAGUCGCGAGGACAAGACACAAACACCGGGAGAUGUUCCUAUCCGUAGUGGAUCGAGGGGAGGUUCCGGCGAUCAUGCCGCCCGACUGGCUCGACGUCCACCGUCACUAUAUGGCUGUAUCAACGUGCCGCAAUCCGGAGCCGCUUCCGGUGACCUACUCCCCGGAGAGCUCGGGCGACCGGAAACACCGUCGUCACGGAAAACAUCGAAAGGAGCGACCGGAAAAGGAGUAUGAAGAGAAGUCAGACCGAAAGAGCAAAAAAGAAAGAAGACGGUCUCGUGAUAUCUAGAAAAAGUAGCUCAGGACAACGAGGGUGAACGGGAUGACCUCAAAUAUUAAGUUAUUAACCAUGAAGACAUCCAAGUGAAC